AUGAUGAAAGUUGAUGCUUCCUCCAUUGACGAAUUGCUUCGUGAGAUUGACCAAACAGUGUACGAGUAUCCGAAGCACACAACUCGUGAAAUUCCAUUCCAAAUCAAAGGAACAGGAACGGUUGGUGAUGUAACUUUAUUUAAUGUUGGCUUUCAACAUCAUCCCGAAAUCUAUUUUGCGAGAGCGGAAAAACAAGGCAAAGAAGCCUUUUCAUCAACUCAUAUCCCCUUCUCACCAAAUCCAUCACCAUCGGAUUUUAUGAAAGAAAAUUAUCUUACACCCAAGUUGGAGAAUGACAAGGAAGAUUAUAGAAUUUUCCCAAGAUUAUUUAAACCAAACGAAUUGUACUCUUUUGCAGUUUCAAACCCAAAAUAUGUGAUCGAAACAAUCAAAGAUCCUUUCACAGGAAAAAUCAGAGAAUGUAAGGAAGUGUACAUGCCACAAGUCAACGACACAUCAAAAACUUCUACAUCCUUGUUAAGACAACCUGCUGCAAGUAAAGACUUUGUAAGAGGCAACAGUCAUAACGUUCCAUUCGAGUUUGGCGGUAUUGAUCGAGAAGAAGAGAAGGGUAUUGAAGAAGCACUUUCUAGAGAUGAAGCUGUUGUACACAACACUGCAGCAAGUAAUGCUCAAGAAAAACAUCAUGCCAACAUUUUUGAAAGAUCUAUUCAAGAAGAGUUAGAAUUACUCAAGGUACAAAGUGAAAAUAAUACCGAAGCGAUUUAUGGAAUUGAAUCAUGUCCUCCUGGAUUCAAGCAUGGACUUUUCCAAGCGGCCAAGCAAACCAUUACAACAGCAAAACAACAACCCAAGGAAAAUCACAAUGCUGACGAGCGAUUGGACAUUGAAGCAAUGGCUAUUGGUAAAAAUCAACAAGGCCUACUCGAUGCCUACAAACAAGAUAUCUCCAAUUAUGAUCUUUCAAAUGAAGGAGAAGUGUUCAUGUCGGUAGAACAACAGAGAGAGUUGAGAAGAAGACAAGAAAUGAGAUCUAAAAAGCAAGAGCUGGUAAAUUUCACAGACAUUUUUUCGUCCACGUUGAGUGAGGAUGUAUUUGGUGGAGCUGAGGAAAGUGGGCAAGUGCAAGAAGAGAUAACACAGCCACAAGUGGCCGCUGUAUCCCAACAAGACACAGAGUCAAAACAAGAUGGUAAUAAGCUUAUUACUCCCUCUCAGCAAAGGCCAAAAGAUACCAUUGAUGAUCUUUUGGAAGCUGACGAAGAUGUUCUCUUCAGUUCAUUCAUUAGAAAGCAAGGAAAAAAGCAAAAAGACAACGAAUAUGCCAUCAUGACUAGAAUUGACGUCAGCAACUUUAAGCAGAUGGUUCCAGAAAUGGCUAUUCAAUAUCCUUUUGAUUUGGACAUUUUCCAAAAAGAAGCUAUUUAUCAUUUAGAAAAUAAUGAAAGCGUGUUUGUUUCAGCUCACACUUCAGCUGGUAAGACAGUAGUAGCAGAAUAUGCUAUUGCACUAGCUCAGAAACAUUUAACUCGAGUCAUUUACACAAGUCCAAUCAAGACUCUUUCCAAUCAAAAAUUCCGUGAAUUCAAGAAAACAUUUGGUGACGUUGGUAUUUUGACAGGUGAUGUUCAAAUCAAUCCUACAGCCACUUGCUUAAUUAUGACGACAGAAAUUUUACGUUCCAUGCUCUACAAAGGAGCUGAUUUAAUCAGAGAUGUGGAAUUUGUUAUUUUCGACGAAGUCCAUUACGUCAACGACCCUGAACGAGGUGUCGUGUGGGAAGAAGUAAUUAUCAUGCUUCCCAAACACAUCAAUCUCAUUUUACUUUCUGCCACUAUUCCAAAUACGUAUGAGUUUGCUGAUUGGGUUGGUAGAACUAAAAAGAAGCCCAUUCACGUCAUUCAGACAUUGAAAAGACCCGUUCCCCUUGAACAUCAUCUCUAUUACAAUGGAAAUAUUUACAAAAUUGUGGAUUCUACCUCAAAAUUCCUCAGUGCAGGUUAUAGAAGCGCUCUCACUGCACAAGAAGAAAAGGAAGAAAAGAGUAAGAGUAAGGGAGGCUUCAAAAAAACUCCAUACGCAAAGCUUAUUGAAACACUCAACAAAAAGAGUUUGUUGCCGGCAGUGACUUUUGUUUUCAGCAGAAAGCAAUGUGAAGAAAUUGCUGUAAGUCUUCAAAACACAGAUCUCAAUGAACCUGGAGAAAAGAACGAGAUUCACAAAUUCAUUUCUCAGUCCGUCUCAAGAUUAAAAGGCACAGAUAAGGGAUUACCACAAAUUAUUAGAAUUUCAGAACUUUUGAAACGUGGAGUGGGUAUUCACCACAGUGGUUUGCUACCAAUUGUGAAAGAAAUUGUUGAAAUUCUCUUCUCCAAGGGUCUUAUCAAAAUUCUAUUUGCCACUGAAACAUUUGCUAUGGGUGUGAACACACCUACUAAAACUGUGGUCUUCAACACGUUAUGGAAAUUCGACGGAAAAGACAAGAGAGAUUUACUUCCUGGUGAAUACAUUCAAAUGAGUGGAAGAGCUGGUCGUAGAGGUCUUGACACAGUCGGAAAUGUCAUUAUUAAUUGUGCUUCAGAAAUUCCUGAGGAACCUCUUCUUCAACGACUUAUUCUUGGAAAAGCAACACAACUUGAAAGCAAAUUCAAACUCAGUUACAACAUGAUUCUCAACUUGAUGCGAGUGGAGGACUUUAAGAUUCAAGACAUGAUUAAGAGAUCCUUCUCUGAAAGUAAGACCUUACGAAUCGUUCCCAAUAAGGAACUCUUGUUGAAGAGUAAGGAAAAAUUAGCAGAGAUUGAAAAAAUCGAAUGUAUCAAUGGAGAACCUGCGAUUGAUCAGUUCUAUGCCUUUGCUCGAGAACUUGAAGAUGUGAAUCAAAAAAUCACGACUGAAAUUAUGCUUAGUCCCAAGAUCAAUACAUGGACAAGUUUUGGACGAGUGGUUGUGGUUCGAUAUCGACUCGGAUAUACCUUGGGUGUCAUCUUACGACAAGAAGCAUCUACCUCCAUCAGUAAUCGUGAUGAAAAAUAUUAUUCCAUUUUAGGAGUGCGAUUGAAUCCAUCGUUUGAGAAGAGAAAACAAAUUAUUCCAAUACCCACGUCAACAGGUCUUGCAGAAUUUUCUCCAAUUUUAUUGCCUCAAAGUGGAGAAAUUUCUACUAUCAUUAUUGCACCUUAUUGGGACAUUUUAACGAUUUGUAAUGAAAAACUCAAUCUUUCACUCGCCAUUGAUGAGUUGAUGAAUAGUGGUGGCACAACAAAAGAAACCUCAGAGAUGAGAGCAGCUGCAAAUCAAUUAAUCAAUCUUUGGAAAGAAAAUCCUCCAACUCCCAUCAAUGCUAUCAAGGAACUCAAAUUGACAUCACUGGACUUUUCUGAGGCGCUCUCAAAACGACAACAGUUAAUAACCAAGUUACAAGAAAAUAAGUGCAACAUUUGCCCAAAGCUUGCUGAAAACUUUGACAAAACAGACAAACAGUACAAGAUUAAGCAAGGUCUUGACAAGCUUAGAUUUGCACUUUCUGAUGAAAAUUUAGAGUUAAUGCCAGAAGUGAAAAAGAGAAUCAAAGUUCUUAAAAUUUUGAAAUAUGUUGAUGCUGAUGAGACAGUUCAAUUGAAAGGACGGGUUGCUUGCGAGUUGAAUUCUUGUGACGAAUUGCUGGUGACGGAAAUGAUUUUCGAAAAUUUCUUUACAACCAUGACGUGUGAAGAAGCUGUUGCGGUCAUGUCAUGUCUUGUUUGCCAAUCAAGAGGAGAGACAGAGGAGCCCACCUUAACAAAACGACUUCAAGAAUUGAAAGAUAAGGUCUCUAACUUGGCACUCAGUCUGGGACAACUUCAAAUGGAAAAUGCGCUAGAUACAAGCCCAACAGAUUAUCUCUCCAAGACUCUCAACUUCUCCAUGAUGGAGGUUGCCUAUGAAUGGGCUAUGGGUCAAGAGUUUAAAGACAUUUGUGCCUUGACAUCCAUACCUGAAGGAACCAUUGUUCGAACCAUUUCUCAACUCGAUCAAGCCUUAAGAGAUGUCAGAAAUGCUGCUCGUAUUAUUGGUGACAUUAAUCUCUAUCAAAAGAUGGAAGAAUCAUCACGAAAGAUUCGUAGAGACAUUAUCUUUGCUGCUUCAUUGUUCUUAUUCCCAACAGACCAAAAGUAA
This is a messenger RNA of Naegleria lovaniensis, 4119 nucleotides long. RefSeq lists its product as uncharacterized. Lineage: Eukaryota; Heterolobosea; Eutetramitea; Acrasida; Naegleriidae. The transcript has a single exon. Gene Ontology annotation, molecular function: RNA helicase activity; RNA binding; ATP binding. Gene Ontology annotation, cellular component: Ski complex. Gene Ontology annotation, biological process: nuclear-transcribed mRNA catabolic process, 3'-5' exonucleolytic nonsense-mediated decay. Bases 1 to 4119 code for a protein of 1372 amino acids. The record is from RefSeq and is a predicted model, not a curated record.